UUUGGCCGGACAGGGAGAAACACUUCUCACUUAAGAACAAAAGCAGCAACGGACCGACCGAGGGGGGGCAGGAAUAAAAACGGCGACUCGACUCCCCCUCUUUUUUUUUUUUAAUCUCCAGGGUUAGAUUUUCGUGUUCUUGGCGAGAAGUAACCAGCGACUGAACUCCUGAGGGGACACAAACUUGGUCGCCUUUGAAUCCCGACCGUAAUCCGUCGAGAAGCUUGAUAAAUAAAGACAAGGGUCAAACAAACAGAUGGACGGCAUUGUUUCCUCGGUCUGUAACCAAAACUUGGGCCGUAUAUGUAAGCAGGUGGGAGCGAGCAACUUCUGAGCGUCCGGAGGUUCGUUUCGAAACGGACGCGUGGGAUUACGGGAAUAUUUAGGAAAUUCGGGUUUCUGUUGCGGGCGGCGUCUCUCGUGAGGCAGCCGUGCAAAUAUUUCAAGGCUGAGAACUUGGAAGUAGAGCAAAGCGGGACCAGGAAGGUGGCAGGACAACCUUUGAUGGCUCAGAUGGCAUCCGCUGAACAUAAUGGCAUAGAUGUACUACUUGUGGACAUAGAUGAACCUAUUGAAAUCGAAGAAACUGAAUAUGAAAAGAUGAGCUCUUCAGAGAAACUGCACCACUCUGUCAACUCAGACGAAAGCAAUGCAAGCGGUGUGACGAGUUUCACCACCAACCACAACUCUGUUGUGUGCCUGCCUCUGGUUUCAGAGGGGCUCAAGCUAGUGUGGACGCAGUCCGAUCAGACCCGAGAACUCGACGAAAUCCCAGAGCUGGUCCAUGCUUUUAACUUGUUUCCGUACCCAUCAUCCAAGGAGGUCGGCGUACUUGCCCGAGUAUGUGCCUUGCCGUUGGACAAAGUCAAAGUGUGGUUUAUGGUGCAGAGAAUUAAAUAUGGAAUUAGCUGGUCCUCAGAGGAAAUCGAGGAGACGAGGAAAAAGCUGGCGGUGCCGGAAGUUAGUGAYGACUCAACUGAAAAAAAUGACGCUAAAUUAAAGAGCAGAAGUUCGGUUGAAUUUGUAAGUGAGGGAAAAGACGUCGAGGACGACGAGGCUGCUCUCACCAGCUUCGUUCCCCCGACAAAGAAGUCGAAACAUCAGUCCACAGAUACUUACAGAUCGACUCCCCCCUGUUUCAGUUCCACUCUUCCACCCCCUGAGGAUUCAUACUUCUACCGUUCGCCUGCAGGUGCUCCAGCGUCUACAGCAGCCGACGUCUCCCUCGACCUGUCGGAUUCGUCUUCCCGACAGAACCGUCACGGACGCUACAAAAAGUCCAAAGCUCAGCUGGCAGCCUUGCGUAAAAGUUUUUUGAGGGAGAACUGGCCCGCAGAGACGGAGCUGAGACGUUUGCAGGAAGAAACCGGCCUGACUCGAAAUGACAUCCGGAAAUGGUUCAGCGACAGCCGUUACCAGCUGAGAGUCGGCAGAGGAAGCCUGGCAGCAGCUCAGAACUAUACUCCCCAAGCUGCUGUUGGGGGUAAACAUGACCCACCAUCUCAGCCUCUCUCACUUACUAGUUUGAAGUCUCGUCAGGUGAACGGGGUGAAAGGUCAGGAGGGAACGCGCAACAAUGGCAUUAGAAAUUCGCACUUCUUUCAGACUUUUUUGUCAAACAGCCUCGAAGCGUUUGGAGAACGGAUCCAUGAGACACAGGAGCUUGAAGUCAAGGAGGAGCUUUCCGGAGAUGGAGACAGCUUUAAAGAAGAAGAGCAAGACGAAGAACAGCCCUUACAAUUAACAAAGAACUUCAUAAUCGAGCCAGAUGUCCAAGAAGUAAAGUCUUCUCCCUGUUCCUCCCCCUCUGCGAGUCCACCUCCUAGCAAACCACUUUCACCCAAGAUCCGCACAUCAAAGAAAUCGGUCCAUUCAUCCAAAACCAGUCCCUCACAAACGUCCACGUGCUUCUCUGGAGCCUCCACGUCUACGUCUCCUGCCCUCACUCCUGCGGGACGACCGAGAAAGACCAAGGAGCAGUUGGACGUGUUGAAGCAGCACUUCCUGCAGUGCCAGUGGCCCACAAGUGAACAUUACACAGAACUCGUUAAGCUCACAGGCUUACCCAGAGCUGACGUGAUUCAGUGGUUUGGUGACACGCGGUACGCUGUAAAAAAUGGCCAACUUCGCUGGGUGAAGGGUGUUCGCGAUCAGUUCUUGGCAGAGCUCGCUGCUCAGCAAAGCAGCAGCGGGUUGACAAACGGAAGCGGGCCGGCCGCUCGGGCAGGGGGUGGCCGCAAACGGAAAUCUAGUAGACCAAGUACGGAUUCUCCUGAUAUCCAACCUUUGUUGUCGUAUUAUCUCACAACGGGCUCACUGCAUGAAAAAGACCUGGACUUACUAUGCAAGAAAUCAAGAAUGAGCUACCAGCAAGUGCGAGACUGGUUCGCAGCUCAGGAAGUCGGGGAGACUGACCAAGAACUUGUUGUUGCCUAAGAACAUUUUUAAAAAAGGUUAACGGAGUGCUUCACGCAUCUGUAUUGAUGCAGUUUAUGUUGCUUUAAUUCCCGCAGGUCUGUAAAAAAAAAUCCAGUCUUCCCAGAACAGCCCAAAGUGAGUUUAGUGUAUUUUUUAUAUAAAUAAAUGCUGCAUUUCUUGCUUAUCCUAAUAUAUUAGACUUGAAUUAUAUUUGUACUGCCUAUGUUGCUGUAUAGGACAGUAACCUGUACACUGGUUUGUUAUAUUUUUGAGUCAUAUUUUGUUUAGAUAUCACUACAAUUGUUUUUUAGUAUUAUUAUUAUUACUAUUAUUAUUUGUAGCAGUAUAAUUUAUACUUUUGUAUUGUUGGUAACUGGCUGUAGAGAUAAUUUACUGCUUGAGGAAAAAAAAAGACCAUUGACAAACUCACUGACUGAUGUGGGUCAUCAUUCCUUUUCCAGCUUUUGUUUUCAUUAAAAAAAACAACACUGGACAUUUAAAUUAACAUAUUGCACUUUGGUUUUAGAGCCUGCUGCAUUUUUUUUCAGUUUUUUUCACCAAAAAUCUAGUAAAAUAUGAGUUUUGAACUGAAUUUCUAACUUAUCAUUCUCAACGUACUGCUUUGGAAUUUAACGUCAAACUUUUGAAAAAUCCCACGAUACAGAAAAAUCCAAUUGUAUUUCAAAAACAUGUUUUAAGAUUCUUGUAAUUUGAAUGCUCUCUUGUCAUUUGCAUAGAACUGCACCUUUACAGAAGUAAUGGGUGAAUUUUGAUGCUACAAACACAAAAUACAAAUGCCAGAAUUGCCAUUUUAGUUAUUGAUCCAGUGAGUAUUUUUCUCUUUUUUUUGUCCUAAAAGACGUAGGGUGUAACUUGGAUUAUUAGUGUAGACAAACUAAUAGACCAAACAUAGAUGUCUACAUGUGUGAAUAGAAAUUUCAAAUCCAAAGAUUUUGGUUACAACUCUAACUCAACUACUGACUGGUGGCACAACACUAUAUUCAUGUCAUCGGUUCAUGUGAAAACUCAGAACUCUAAGUACUUUUAGUUAAAGUGAAUGACGUAGGUUUUGAAUGGAGUCAGAGUUUAGCUCUUUGAAAAUGUCCAGGCCAAGAUGAAAUGACCAGAAACUUGACUAAGAAGGGUGCGUCACUGUUCAUUUCCCCUCUUAGUCAUAAAAAGGUAAUGCAUGUGUCAUGCUGUGUGGAUAAGCUUACAUUCAUUUUGUCGUCCUUUUGUUGAUGUUUUCAGUUAUUUUAUUUUUUUCCUGUUUUGAAAAGAAAAAAAAAUCCUGAUUUGCACAAUUGUGUCACUGGAAAUGAGUAAAAGAGUUUCCUUUGUAA
Molecule: messenger RNA, 3761 nt
Organism: Austrofundulus limnaeus
Lineage: Eukaryota; Metazoa; Chordata; Actinopteri; Cyprinodontiformes; Rivulidae
Gene: homeza
Product: homeobox and leucine zipper encoding a
Biological process (GO): regulation of transcription by RNA polymerase II
Cellular component (GO): nucleus
Molecular function (GO): DNA-binding transcription factor activity, RNA polymerase II-specific; DNA binding
Source: RefSeq, a predicted model, not a curated record